AUGUGUCAUUUGUCAACCAAUCUCCAACAGUUACAUUUGAUUGCUAAUGAGCUGGGGAAAAUACACCCUACGACUAAAAUGGUUGCAUGGCCGCUGUCGUUGAAUGAUUUCGUUUUUCAGAAUUUAAACAUUGAUUAUCGAACAUUAGAGUUGUUGAACUUGAAAGAAUCUAGACUUGAGAAAAUCGAUAUUCAGAAAGGUAAUAUCAAAACGUUAAAUGCGGACUUAUUUCCUGCUAGUGUGAAAGAUCUUUCUUUGAGGGGAAUGGGGAUCCAGCAAUUGUCGGACUCGUUUGAAAAUUUGGAAAAUUUACAAAAGUUAUCAUUAGCUGGAAAUGAAUUGAGAGAAUUAACUUCUGUUAAAUUGCCAAUGGCAACAUUAGAAUUUUUAGAUGUUAGACAUUGCAACCUUCGUUUUAUAUCUCCAUUUUUGGUUUCAAUGAUUGAUAAAAAGAAUAAAAAGGCUAAACUCAGAGUCGAAGCUACAGGAAAUUGGAAUGUUAGUGUCGUCGAUAUCAGGAGAGCAUUGAAAGCAUCCAAAGGACUUUCAUUAUAUCUCAGCAAGCUAGAUGAAGAUUUGGUAGAAAUAUCGAAGCGUUCUUCUCGUUUGCAUUUUAAUGGUGAACUCCUUGAUACGUAUAUUAAAAAACCCAAAACGGACAAUUUCUACAAUGGUAGUGACUCCAAUUUGGAUGAACAAUCUGACGUUGGUGUAAUGAAAUCAUUAUCUUCCGAGCAAUUCCCUGUUGCUAACCAACAACGACGUAAUCGUAAUCGCAAAAAACAAUCUAUUGAUGUAAGGACCUUCCUUCCAUAG
This is a messenger RNA of Candida albicans SC5314, 816 nucleotides long. RefSeq lists its product as uncharacterized. The record is from RefSeq and is a predicted model, not a curated record. The transcript has a single exon. The coding region runs from base 1 to 816 and encodes 271 amino acids. Lineage: Eukaryota; Fungi; Ascomycota; Pichiomycetes; Serinales; Debaryomycetaceae. Gene Ontology annotation, molecular function: protein binding.